This is a messenger RNA of Talaromyces stipitatus ATCC 10500, 1059 nucleotides long. RefSeq names its product hydrolase, putative. The coding region runs from base 1 to 1059 and encodes 352 amino acids. The transcript is spliced from 2 exons. NCBI's taxonomy places the organism in Eukaryota, Fungi, Ascomycota, Eurotiomycetes, Eurotiales, Trichocomaceae. Gene Ontology annotation, molecular function: hydrolase activity. The record is from RefSeq and is a predicted model, not a curated record.
AUGGUCCACCUGGCAAAUCUUCUCAGCGCUGCUUGUCUUGCCUUGAUGGCUAAGGGAGCUCCGAAGAACUUUGAUGAUUGGGAGCACGGCCGAGUUGCUCUCCAGGAUGUUAGUAUCCAUUUUCGCUAUGCAGGCUCUGGCCCACCGCUGCUUCUAGUGCACGGUAACCCUCAGUUCAGCUUGACCUGGCAAUUCAUCGGUCCCAUCCUUGCAGAGCAUUACACAGUCAUAGCUCCUGAUAAUCGCGGAGCUGGAGAUUCCAGCAUUCCACCAGAUGGCGACUACACUUCCGAAGCAUCUGCGGGUGAUCUCAAAGGCGUGCUCGACUUUCUCAAUAUUACAUCAGCGUACGUAUUUGCACAUGACAAGGGAGGCGGUAUGGCUACCGCACUCGCAAUCCAACAUCCUUCCAUGGUGAAGAGGCUAGUACUUGCGGAGUAUCUGUUUCCAGGUUUCGGGUACGAGCAGGCCUCAGCGCCCGCUCCAUUCUGGGAUCUUUACGGAAAUCCUCAACUUGCGCUAUUUUCCAUCCCUGACUUUGCGGAAUUCCUGAUCAAUGGCAAAGAGAAGCCAUUCCUGCAAUGGUACUUCUACCAUGGAAGCUACUCCGGGGUGACCAGCUUCAGUGAAGAUACCGUGAAUAGAUACACUACCAGCAUCUCCAAACCUGGCUUUCUUAGAGCUAUGCUUGGUCCCUUCUCAACUGCCACUGUCAACGCAGAUGCGCAAUUUUUCCGAAGUCACCUUGGCCAAAAGCCUUUGGAAAUUCCAGUGCUCAACAUAGGUGGUGAAGCAAGUUUUGGGAGCGAAGACAUUUUAAGUCUUAUCAGUUCCUUUGUCUCAAAGGACCUGAGUGUUGCCGUUGUCCCGAAAGCAGGUCAUUGGCUAGGAGACGAGAAUCCAUCUUGGACGGCGAACCGCGUAGCAAAAUUCUUUUCGGAGGACAAGUCGCCUCUGCAGACGGUUGAUCUCUCUUCCUUGACUGAUAGGGUUACUUUGCAAGUCGGAUUCUUCGGCACCUUAAGGAAUGCCGCUCUGGGUGCCAAUAUUGGUAUGUAG